CUCUAACAAUAUACUUACGGGUGUUGCAUCGAAUGUCAUUGUAGAUUUAACUCAUAAUCCUCCGGCCCUAACACCAAUUCAUUUUCUGAUAAGAGGUUGGAAAAGCGGUCCUACAGUAUACUUGUAUAUAUAGGUUAAGUGCUACUUGUGAUAACUGAGAAGCAUAACUGAGUGUCUAGGGAGGAAAUAGGACCGAUGGCCAGUUCUCCCAUCAAUGUCUCCAUUAGCUUAGUCUUGUAUGCUCUUCUUGUUUCUCUUUCCCGAUUUCUCUCCUCCUCAAAUAAGGUCUUUGCUUUUGAUGGUGUCCAGAUUUUUCAUACAGUUCAAAUCAGCUCUCUCCGGCCAUCUUCUGUUUGCAGCCCCUCUACCGAAGAUCACAGCCGAAGGGGAUCACUGAAAGUUGUUCAUAGACAUGGACCAUGCUCUGAACGCAACCAAGACCAAGCCAGCGCUCCAACUUUGACAGAAAUCCUCUCACAUGACCAAUCCCGAGUCGACUCAAUUCAAGAUCGACUCAACUUCAACAAGGCCCAAAAAAUAUCCAAGGGAUCCCGAACCACCCUACCGGCCAAGUCCGGCAACUCAAUUGGCUCUGCUAACUACAUCGUGACGGUCGGACUUGGGACUCCCGCAAGGGGCCUAUCCCUCAUGUUUGACACCGGCAGCGGCCUUACUUGGACUCAGUGCCAGAAAUGCGUAAAGUGUUACAAACAGAAACAGCCCAUCUUCAACCCAUCCGUGUCCAAAUCAUAUAGAAACUUUCCUUGCAACUCAACACGGUGCUCUCAACUCACCUCCGCCACCGGAAUCUCCCCGGGCUGCGCCAACUCCACCUGCAUCUACGGCAUUCAGUACGGCGACUCCUCCACUUCCAUCGGAUUCCUCGCCUCCGAAAAACUAACCUUAACUUCCUCAAACGUUUUUCCAAAUUUUAUCUUCGGCUGCGGCAAAAACAACCGAGGCCUCUUCAGCGGUGCUGCCGGACUACUCGGCCUCGACCGCGAUCCAUUCUCUGUCGUCUCCCAAACCGCUUCCAGAUAUGGAAAGUACUUCUCCUAUUGCCUUCCAACACCGUCGAGCUCAGCCGGAACCCUAACUUUCGGAAAAGGGGUAACAAAUUCCAGCACUGUGCAAUUCACUCCGUCACCGGUUCAUCCAAAAGCGCGGUCGUUUUACUUCAUCAAUAUCAUCGGGAUUAAAGUCGGUGGACAGAAUUUAUCGAUCCCCCAAUCGGUGUUCAAGACUCCUGGCACGAUAAUCGACUCCGGCACCGUCAUCACCCGACUUGCGCCGGCGGCAUACGCUGCUCUCCGGACAGCUUUCCAGCAAGCAUUGAAGAAUUACACGUUGAUCGAAGGCAUAUCGAUUUUCGACACAUGCUAUGAUUUUACAGGUUACGACACGGUGACGAUUCCCAGGAUAAACUUCUUGUUCGCCGGGAACAUCGAGGUUCCGAUCGACAUAUCGGGGAUACUCUACGAUGUCGGCUUAUCGCGGUUUUGUCUUGCGUUCGCCGGAAACCGCGAUGCCUCCGACGUGGGUAUCUUUGGAAAUGUCCAGCAGCAGACUUUGGAUGUGGUUUAUGAUGUUGCUGGUGGUAAGAUAGGGUUUGGGACUGGAGGGUGUUCCUAAUUAUGGUGAAGAAGGUUCGGAGAAUAACCAGGCCCGUCUGUUAGGGGAGGCGAGGAAGGCAUGCGCCUUGGAAUAAAUUUUCCAAUGCAACAAUUAUUUGUAACACUUUUUUCACAUUGAGACGGGAUCCACACGUACAUGGGUUUCAUGUCAGGUGAAAGGCCCCAAAAUAUUUUUAAAUUAAGGGCCCCAAAAUGCGGUAGGGCGUUAUAUUAGGUAUGAAAAAUAAGCACAUUAUAUAAGUGUAAUUACUGCAUUUGUCUCUAAAAAUACUAGAAGAGUAUCUAAAACAAUAUGGUUCAGAUUUUUCU
Rhododendron vialii is the source of this 1943-nucleotide messenger RNA. RefSeq names its product aspartyl protease family protein At5g10770-like. NCBI's taxonomy places the organism in Eukaryota, Viridiplantae, Streptophyta, Magnoliopsida, Ericales, Ericaceae. Gene Ontology annotation, biological process: proteolysis. Gene Ontology annotation, molecular function: aspartic-type endopeptidase activity. Bases 196 to 1632 code for a protein of 478 amino acids. The transcript has 3 exons. The record is from RefSeq and is a predicted model, not a curated record.